This is a messenger RNA of Chaetomium strumarium, 1227 nucleotides long. RefSeq lists its product as uncharacterized. The record is from RefSeq and is a predicted model, not a curated record. The transcript is spliced from 3 exons. NCBI's taxonomy places the organism in Eukaryota, Fungi, Ascomycota, Sordariomycetes, Sordariales, Chaetomiaceae. Bases 1 to 1227 code for a protein of 408 amino acids.
AUGACGGAGGAGGCACAGCCUGAGACUGAUCUGCGAGUUGACCAGCCGGCACUGCAGACUGACACGGUGGUGUCCUACCACGAGGAUGCUGACAUGUGUAUCCGGAUUUCAGAGUCGGAGGGUGUCAAGGUUCUGUACAAGGCUUGCGCCGCCCUCGUCGCUGCUGCAUCCCCCUCCUUGAAGGCUCUUAUUGCCAGCAAGAAUCAUGACAUCCCUGCUGAUGGCGAGCUGGUCCUUGAUGUCGCUGAUUUCGGGAACGACUCGUACGGUUUGGGCAUCGUUCUUUCCAUCAUCCACUACAAGUUCCAUGGGAUCCCCACUCGGCCUGACGUGGACCAACUUUGCAGCAUUGCUCGCGUGGUCGAGAAGUGCGACUGUGCUCACCUCCUGGUUCCUUACAUGGAUAAAUGGGUUGCUGGCCUCGAGUGGCACAUUGUUAUGAAGGACGACCAAAACGACGAUGAGAAGACUCUGUACUUGGCCUGGGUUUUUGGCGAGGCUCGCUACUUUGCUGGCAUGUUGCCCAAGGUCGCCCACAAGGCCGCGCUCAGUGACACCGGAGUCUUGCUCGACACCCACGGCCAGCCCUGGCACGAUCACGGCCUCCCGCCCGCUGUCGUUGAAUUGAUUGCAAAGACUCGCUACGAAUGCCUGACCAAGGUUAUGAAUUCCGUCGGCCAGCCGCUUAGCGCUCUCCUGCGCGGUGGCGAGGAGGCGCUGAAGUUCUGUCGCAGCAAGGACGCCGAGGCCGAGUUGAGACAGGCAUGCUGGCAGCAGCAGCUUGGCUCCCUCAUGAGUGCCCUCGCGACCGCUAGCUUGUGGCCGUUCCCCUCCGUCGACCAGUGUCUCAUUAGUGUCGUCGAGGCGGGCAAUGACCUUCAGGGCAUCAAAGUCGGACGCUUUAGGGUGCCGCACACACCGCCGCACCUCGACAGCCACAUCAGCUGCGGUAUUCGUCACAAAGAGGCCAUAAAGAGUGCCGUGGAGGAGGAUGUUCCUCUUACCCCCUGGAUCAGCCAGCAGCUUAUUGCCCAUGCACAAAAAUCUGGCGCAUUCAAUGAGGAGGUUUUCAAGAAGAUAAAGGGAAUGGAGGAAGCUAUUGCCAUGCUGGACUCGACCAUUGAGGGCCUGGCCCCGGACGACCGCCGCUCCAAACAGGUCAUGGCCGUCGAUGACUCCGUACCCGAUCUGAACCUCGGAUCGCCGGAGAGCGAGCUCGACAAGUAA